This is a messenger RNA of Racocetra persica, 172 nucleotides long. The record is from the annotation of a GenBank genome assembly. NCBI's taxonomy places the organism in Eukaryota, Fungi, Glomeromycota, Glomeromycetes, Diversisporales, Gigasporaceae.
CCCUAUUUGGUCUAAAUAUACUGAAAGCUUAUUAACGGGAAAAUUUGGAUCUUCCACAGCACAACCCUCCAUUUUUGUUGAACCUACACGUAACGAUGGUGAUGACUAUGAUGAUAGCAAAAAAAGUGGAAGAAGUGCUUUUUGGAACCGGUGCAAGGCCCUUAUUACAUGA